AUAUCUCUUUUGAAAAGCAUCAACUGUCCAUCUCUUCUUCCAAGCAGAAGAAGAAGAAAAGGAGGUGAAUGCUUUUGGUACAACCUCCACCUUGACCAGAUCUCUUCUUCCCAAGACCUGGAUGGUCAAACAGGCCCCAACAGGCAGAAACGUCCUCAAGGUUAACAUACAAAUAACAGGACAAACACCUGCCUGUGGAACUCUUGCUGAGCAUAUAUGAACUGAACUGCCACGGCUGGAUACUUGUGUUACCUCUUGGGUUUUCGGACUGCUGCGUUGGAUGCUUUCUUCGAUGACACGGCUUCUGUGCAGAAACGUCUGCUCAGGUAUCGAAGCCAUCACUCAUAGCUUCAUUUUUAACAGCUUAACAGAGAGUUCGUCACACUCUAUUUAAAUGAGCCACCAUUAAGACUCAGCAGAGAACUGGUUCCUUAGUGAUGUAUGAAGGUCCAGUAGCUGCAUUGCCCGCUCAGCAGCAGCCUAACAGGCAUAUUCACCCUUUGGGUGAACUGCAAGGUCAAGUUCCUCUCCUGACUCAAAGUUCCAACAACAAAGCGAGAACCAUGUCUGAACCUGUUCCUCUACUACUUUACGCUCCUCCAGAUCCCCUGGUGAGUCAUGCUCAAAGAUGGAAAGAGCUGAAGGUGGACAUCAGUGAAGCAAAUGAGCCCGACUUAAAGCGGAACGGACGCUGUGAAUACAGCCAGAAUUCACACACGGCUCCUGGAACAAGCCGGGACAUGGAGGUGUCAGACCUGGGUGGUCGAGCCGCAGAGUAUUUGAAACAUUGUGGAGCCAUGUCACAGCAACAGCAGGAAGAGAGCACCACACAGGACUGUUUGUCUGGUGAGGUUCUUUCUGCCUUUUCACCAGCCGUGGAUAGUCGACACAUUCGUGUGGCAGCAUCUGUGAAUGCACCAGAGGACUGUUCACUGGAUCUGCUAAGGGUAGUAAAGCAUAAGCCAAGUGCUAUUGUGUUCUGUGAUUAUGACUGUAGCUCUGAUACCUUUGCCAAUGAGAGCUCUGAUGGCGGGGAGUCCUCUUCGUCCACCUCCGGAGAGGGAGAGGGUGAUGACGACGAUGAUGAGGAGGAUCAUUUUCCAGAGAAGUUACAAUAUAAGGAAUUCCUGGUCAGUCGUCACUGUAGAAACUUGAACAGGAACAGGAAGGGCUUCAGGAAGAGGCAGGAUGCCCAGCCUAAAAGCACUGCAUGUGGCUGGCAUAAGCCCACCAACAAGGACAAACCUGAGUUCACAGGUAGCCAGGAGGAACAGGAUACACUACAGAACAAUGGAAAACAGGCUCUUACAUGUGACUCCAUGACCCUGCUGAUGAAAAAGUUGGAUCACCUCAACGAGGGGACACAGGAAGGCCAAAACACCAAUUCCUCCCACAUAGAUGAGGCCGGGGUUGAUGAGGAGCAGCAGACCAUCGCCGGUGCUCCGGCUGCGGGGCGGAUGGCGCGCCGAGUGGCGAGUCAGGAUCAGGGACCUUUCAAAGCUCCAGACAAACAUGAGCCACUGACCAGGCGGCCUUCUCGACCUUUGACCCGCAGCAGACCUCUGACCCGCUCGUCCCUCUCGUCUCCUGCACAUCUCCAUGCUCGACGUGCCAGGGCUGCUGCAAGGAUGACCGGUGGAUCGGCAGAGAUUGAGGCUAAGGAGGCUUGUGAUUGGCUUAGAGCAGCAGGAUUUCCACAGUACGCCCAGCUCUAUGAAGACUCCCAGUUUCCAAUUGACAUUUCUUCAGUGAAAAGGGACCACGACUUUUUGGACCGGGAUCUGGUGGAACCUCUAUGUCGACGUCUAAAUACUCUGAACAAAUGUGCCUCAAUGAAACUGGAUGUCAGCCACCCCAAGAAGAAAGGUGAUGACUCUGAUGAAGAUGACCCGUUGGCCAUCAGUAAAAGAUGGACUUUCGAGUGGAGCAGCCGACGUUGGUCUCGCCUGCAGGACUUCCUGUUGGACAGCACUAAUGAAAGCAGCCCAACAGGUCAGGGGGAGGGCCUGCACAGCACAGUAAGCAGUGAGAGUGUGCUGACAGACCUGAGCGAGCAGGAGAUCACAGAAAUCUCCUCGCUGCACAGUGAGGACUCCGCCUCCGCCAUGCCUGACUCUAUAUCUAUGGCCUCUCUCUCCGCUUCCUACCAGCCACCAAGGGAACUUCCACACUACAACUCCUUGCCAAUUAAGAGCAGCCGCCAUGGACAAGGAGGGAGGAGUAAAGCCAAAGAGUUUUUGCGCCGUAUGGAAAUCAUGCGCACCUGGGGGCCAUCGACAAGGCGGAAAAGCUCAAAUCGCAGGCCGCCACUGGUCAUCAGUGGGCCGGUGUUGCAGGGAGAAGAGCCUCACGCUCUGCAGAUGCUCCAUUGUACUCCAAUCAGCCAAUUAGAACACAGCCAUAAACAAAACCACCAAACUGAUGAUGACACUUCCUCUACCACACUUACUAAUGAAUGUAAAGACCAAUCUGCGGUGAGCAUAAGCCCCAACAGUGAGACAGUAGCACCCACUGUGAAGGAACCUGCGUGUGCAAAGCCCCGCACUGCCAACAAGAGAAGCAGCAUGUAUCUGGAAGAUAUGGAGCUGCCUUCUCAGGGUAAGAGGACAGAGGGACAGAGCCAGUUUGGCAGAAACCAGUUUCGCUCAUAUGAAAACCUCCUAGUUCACAUCCCUAAAGACCAUAAACCAGGAACCUUUCCAAAAGCUUUAUCCAUAGAGAGCCUGGCGCCCUCUCCCGAUGACAGGAACAUUGGCUCCCAAACACAGGCCCAAACGUCUUCGCCCAAUAAUGGCCUGGGUGAGCCCUGGUCUGGUAAACCUCUGUCCAAACCUCCCUGUCCAGGAGCUCCUCGAGGCAGCAGGGUGAGUGUUUAUGACAACGUGCCGGGCUCCCACCUUUACGCCAGCACAGGAGAUCUGCUGGACUUAGAGAAAGAGGACAAUCUGUUCCCUCAUCUAGAUGACAUCAUCCAGCACGUUAGCGGUUUGCAGCAAAUAGUGGACCACUGGAGCCAAAGUGUACUGCCCGAAGGUGAGACAGGGGAGGGGGAGGAGGAGGGGGAGGGCAGGACUACCCCCAGUGAAGGAGAGAGAGAUGGCGUCUCCUUGAAUGACACCGAUUCGACAGGGACCAGUCGGGAGAGGCGGGACUCUGGAGUCGGGGCCUCACUGACAAGGCCGCGUCUACGAUGGCCCAGUUUCAGAACCUCUGAUCAUCUCAACCAACCAGCGUCUUCACUGCAGAUCAGCAGCCAAUCAGCAGGCCAGCUCAGCCUGCUGCAGAAGUUCUCUUUGCUCCGCCUCACUGCCAUCAUGGAGAAAUACUCGAUGUCUAACAAACAUGGCUGGACAUGGUCUGUGCCCAAGUUUAUGAAGCGCAUGAAGGUGCCAGACUACAAAGAGAAGAGUGUGUUUGGUGUUCCCCUCAUUAUUCAUGUCCAGCGCUGUGGUUUUCCACUUCCUCUGUGUUUACAGCAAGCCCUGAGCCACCUCAAAACACACUGCCUGGACCAGGUGGGAUUGUUCCGCAAGUCCGGCGUGAAGUCUCGUAUUCAGGCUCUGAGGCAGCAGUGUGAGCUGUCCCCUGACUCCGUGAGUUACGAGGACCAGUCAGCCUACGACGUAGCCGACAUGGUCAAACAAUUCUUCAGAGACUUGCCAGAGCCUCUGCUAACGAGCAAGCUGGGAGAAACCUUUCUGCAUAUUUACCAGUACGUCCCAAAGGAGCAGAGGUUACAGGCUGUCAGAGCGGCCAUUUUGCUGAUGCCAGACGAAAACAGGGAGGUUCUGCAGACGUUGCUCUACUUCCUACGUGAUGUCACUUCCUUGGUCGAGGAGAACCAGAUGACGCCGAUGAACUUGGCUGUUUGCCUGGGACCUUCGCUCUUCCACCUCAGCAUACUGAAGAACGAGACACUGUCACCAAGAUCAAUCCAGAGGAAGUACACCACGGGCCGCCCUGACCAGAAGGACCUGAAUGAGAACCUGGCUGCCACCCAGGGCCUGGCACACAUGAUCACUGAGUGCCAGCGCCUCUUUCAGAUCCCGGAGGAGAUGGUGACCCAGUCUCGCAACUCCUACAUGGAGGCUGAGCUGAUGGUGCCCCCGCUGGACGAGCUGGGCAAGGCUCAUGAGGUGGAAGUAGACGAGGAAGUGGAAGAGGAGGAUGAGGAAGGAUCCUAUCAUGCACAUCUAGAUAGGCUGGUCCAGAACCUGCUGGAAGAGGUCAAAGAUAAGAGCAAAGGCUGGGUGUCUCGCCCAACUACUGACCAUACAGAACUGGCUUUUAAAAAGGUGGGAGAUGGUAACCCUCUAAGGCGGUGGCGAGUGAGCAUUGAGGUGUCGGCAAAUCCCGAUGAUGUGCUGCAGAGACUGCUGAGAGAGCGCCCCCUGUGGCAGACUGAGCUACAGCAGGAGAAGGUUCUGGAGACGCUGGAUAAACAGACAGACGUGUACCAGUACUCCUGCCGCAACAUGGCACCUCAACCCACCUGUGACUAUGUGGUACUAAGAUCGUGGCGCACAGACCUGUGUAAAGGCUCCUGCGCACUGGUGUGUGUGUCCGUCGAACACGAUGACAGUCCACACAUGGGAGCAGUGAGAGGUGUGGUGCUGGAGUCACAUUACCUCCUUGAGCCCUGUGGGAGUGGGAAGACCAGGCUCACACACAUCUCCAGAGUGGACCUCAGGGGAAGGUCUCCAGAAUGGUACAACAAGGCUUUUGGUCACCUGUGCGUUAAUGAAGCCCAGAUGAUUCGCGCCUCUUUCCAGCCACUGGAUCAGAUGAGCUCCGAGGCCAAGAGCUGAACCCCAGGAAUCUGGCUUUAUCUUGGGUCACAGUUUCAGAGCAGCUAGGCCUGAGAACAAGUGACCCUGGGGGAGGGGGGGGGUGUCUUUUCAGGCUGCUGAGCCAGAGUGGGCUUUAGUGUACCAUACUGUACUGAGUUACAGUCAUUCAUACACAGAAAGGAAAGGACGAGUGUAAUUGUGCAUAGGUGUCUUUAGACAACACAUCGCUACUUAUUUAUCUCAGAAAUUAUGAUAUUUUCCCAGCAUAUUUUUCAAAUAUGAAAGGACUAAUAAGUUAUCCCUUGAAUACCCAUUGAUUUUUUUGAUUUUUUUUUUUUAAUCGGCUUGUAAUUAUGUGCAUUAUUGAAAGGAUGAGGUUUUGAAGACACAAAGCAUUUUUUGCUCUGGGUCAUUUUUCAACUCCUUUACUACUAAUCCAAUACCUUGCAAAAAACAAAUGACCUAACAAGAGAGCCAGCACCAGCAGGCGCGAUCAUGAGAAGGCUUCCGUAGUGUUAGGGUUAAUGUGAUGUCACUGUAAUUGUUAUGGAGCACCUGUCCUUAGCUUACACAUAAAAACAGCUGAUUUAGUUGUGUGUAGGAUCAAAAUGAUAUGAAAGUAACACAAGGAGAAUAUCUGUAUAUGUAUUGAUUAAUUUGAGGAAUCUGUCCAGUCUAGUUCUCUUUAAAAUGUAACAUGACCUGCGAGUGCAAACAUUUGAUUGAUUUUUUUUUUCUCAGAUGUUUUAUUGAAUAGAUCUAAAAAAGUGGUGUGACACAUUGACUCCCAUCUUCUUUUAUCACAGUCAAAAAUAACAUCAUCAACACUGGCAACAUCUGAUAUUGAUCGUAUUCCCUCAAUAGCCACAAUUUUUCAUUUGUCCAUGUAUAAACUACUUUAAACUAGAUCAGCUUUUUUCAACCCGUCCUACAAAGCUGUUAACUUACAGAUAUAUAUAUUUAUAUUUGUAAAAUGCACUUAAUUAUAGAGCCUAGCCUCAUCAAUAGGAAUGACCAGGACCAGUACAAUAUGGGUACAUGUCAGCAUUAACAUUAUGAAAAGUGCACUAGUUCAGGUUAAAAAGUACAGGAGUGACUUGGAUCACAGAAAGGGGAAAGACUCACUGGGUCCAUAAAUGUGCGUUAACUCUGUAAUGGAUGCAUUGUGAUUUAGUUCUCUAUCACUAUUUUCAGUGUUAAUCUUACCUAAAUGUUAUUUUAAAGUUAUUGUUGUCAUUAUAUUGGUGUAUAUGGUAUCACUUCUUCCUUGUUUUGCUGUCAUGUUAUACAAUGUCUAAGACAUGUGACCAUUUCACUGCUUCCGGGAAGCAUGGUUAAAAUGGUGUGUGUGUGUGUGUGUGUGUGUGUGCAUGGAUGUGCCCUGUAUCUGCAUUUUAGAUGUGUGUACAGCCUGUACUGUAAAUAUAUUUGACGCUUUCUGUGCCAGCAGAGCAAACAUCAUAGCUUUUCAGGGUCUUCCUAUCAUAUUGAUAUGCCGAAAUGUGAAAUGUGAACUUUCCACACACCACCCGACUAAAGCAAUAGCAGACUAAAGCUUGCUCUGCCAUAGCACUGCCUUAGCUUUUUUUGUUUCAGCUGUAAGCAGCAUUGCUAUGGUGUUGCUAUAAUACAAUAUCUCUACAGUGCCACCAAGAUCCUGUAUGGAUGCUGUUUGCUGGGAACUAUUGUGUGUGUGUGUGUGUGUGUGUGUGUGAGUGAGACAAAAAAGACAAAGUGUGAGUGAGUGACUCUGACAUGAGCCCUCAGCUGUGUGAGGAGAGGCUCCAAACUUAGAUGAGUAGCUGAGAAAAGGUCUGCUUGGUUAUUUCUGACAAAGUGACAGGACAGAACAGAACUGUUGUUUCUAAACAAGACAAUAAAAAUUCUAAGAAUU
This is a messenger RNA of Scatophagus argus, 6684 nucleotides long. It is a transcript of the gene stard13a, whose product is annotated as StAR-related lipid transfer (START) domain containing 13a. Lineage: Eukaryota; Metazoa; Chordata; Actinopteri; Scatophagidae. Gene Ontology annotation, molecular function: GTPase activator activity; lipid binding; protein binding. The transcript has 21 exons. Gene Ontology annotation, biological process: actin cytoskeleton organization; regulation of Rho protein signal transduction; signal transduction. The coding region runs from base 438 to 4808 and encodes 1456 amino acids. The record is from RefSeq and is a predicted model, not a curated record.